CGACAACUUGGACCAUUUUGGGCAUCAUUUAAAUACCUGUCAACCGUUUCCACAAUACCUAUCUCAAUUCCUAGCUUCGGACAAUUGAGAGAAAUACCCAAAAAAGAAAAGGAAAGCCCAAGAAAGCAAUGAAAGAACAAACAACUACCAAAACCAUACAUUCUCAUGGCUAAAACCAUUCAUGAAGCCACCGGAAAGAUGACUCAACUCUGCCGGAAAAUCGUUCAGGCCAACACUAGGUGGAUUAUACUCGAAAGGGUAUCGAUUUUCCGGCAAUUUUUUAGGUCCAUUUGGGAUAGAAUUCUUGUUUGCACCAUAAGAAAGCCAACUCAAUAUCGGCGUUUAUCGCGCCGGUCUUCUUCUCCGGCAAUGGAGGCCAUGGAGGCCGGUCUCGAAUUGCCAGAGGAUCCGACGACUACGGGUGGCGGGUACGAUACGGAUUCAGAUUUGGUGUCUUUGAAGAUCAGUAUAUUGGGUGAUUGCCAAAUUGGAAAAACAAGCUUUGUGAUUAAAUAUGUAGGAGAUGAGCAAGGAAAGGGAUGCUUAGAGAUGAAAGGGUUAAAUCUAAUGGAUAAGACAAUGUUUGUUGGAGACACAAGGAUUGCUUUAAGAAUAUGGGAUGUAGGAGGUGACCACAGAUCACUUGAUCAAGUUCCUAUUGCUUGCAAAGAUGCAGUUGCAAUUUUGUUCAUGUUUGAUCUUACUAGUCGGUGUACUCUAAAUAGUGUUAUUGGAUGGUACAAUCAAGCAAGAAAGUGGAAUCAGACUGCGAUUCCUAUAUUAAUCGGGACCAAAUUCGAUGAUUUUGUGAAACUUCCACCAGAUUUGCAGUGGACAAUCGUGACUCAGGCAAGGGCUUAUGCAAGAGCAAUGAAGGCAACCCUUUUCUUCUCAAGUGCUACCCACAACAUCAAUGUCAACAAAAUCUUUAAAUUCAUAAUGGCCAAGCUCUUUAACUUGCCUUGGACUGUGCAGAGAAAUUUGACUCUUGGAGAACCCAUCAUCGAUUUCUAAUUUAGUUUUUUUUUUUUUUAAUUUUUGUCUUCAUCCAUUUAUACAUAGCCAUAAAAAUAGAGAAAAAAUAAAAUAAAAGAGGGAAUUGCAUGUUUGACUCCAAAAUAUACGUUCUAUAGAUGUGAUUAUUUUGA
Messenger RNA from Camellia sinensis, 1148 nucleotides. Its product is annotated as septum-promoting GTP-binding protein 1. Gene Ontology annotation, molecular function: GTP binding; GTPase activity. The record is from RefSeq and is a predicted model, not a curated record. NCBI's taxonomy places the organism in Eukaryota, Viridiplantae, Streptophyta, Magnoliopsida, Ericales, Theaceae.